AUGCGCACUGAUCAUCAGGGCACUGAUGAUCAGUGUAGCCCCAGCAGUGCCACCUGUCAGUGUCCAUCAAUGCCAGCUGUCAGUGCUUAUCAGUGCCACCUUGCCUACCAGUGCACAUCAAUGCAACAUAUCAGUGCCCAUCUGAGCUGCCUUUCAGUGUCACCUAUCAGUGCCACCUAUCAGUGCCAGUCAGUACCGCCUAUCAGUACCAUAUAUGAGUACUGCCUUUCAGUGCCCAUCAGUGAUGCUUGUUAAUGCCCAUCAGUACCACCUACCAGUGCCUCCUCAUCAGUGCCACCUAUCAGUGCCCAUCACUGCAGCCUCAGCGCAUAUCAGUGAAGGAGAAAAAUCAGUUUAGCAAAAAAUAA
This is a messenger RNA of Staurois parvus, 368 nucleotides long. NCBI's taxonomy places the organism in Eukaryota, Metazoa, Chordata, Amphibia, Anura, Ranidae. The record is from the annotation of a GenBank genome assembly.